UCUACAGUUUUCACGCAAUGAAGCGAGUACUUCCCGGACAGGUACUUCACCUCUUUGCUGGCAGGAUGCGACGCUCUUACUUUCACCUUGGAAGCCAAAGCGUUUCUUCUCACUGACACUACCAAAGCAGCAGCACCAACUGCUGUCGCGUGACCUUCAAAGGUCAGAGUGCUGCUCUCGGCUGCUCCACUGUGAUCUCCAGCGCCGGACGUCGCGCACCAAGAAGGAACGACGGCAAAGAUGAUGUCACCGUCGCCAACUCACAGCGACAGUAGUGGUUCUUCCAAGCCGGAUAAUAACCAGGACAGUUGGGAAAUUGUUGAGGGGCUCCGGGGGGUUCCUGACGUCAUGCAGCUGCCUGAGCUACAGCAGGGUUUCCUGUUAAAGAGAAGAAAGUGGCCUAUGAAAGGAUGGCACAAAAGAUUUUUCCUGCUGGACAGGGGCAUUCUGAAGUAUGCAAAACAUGGCACGGAUCUAAGAAAGGGAAAGAUUCACGGUUGCAUUGAUGUCGGCCUUUCUGUCAUGGCAAUCAAGAAGUCGACCAUGUGCAUCGAUCUGGACACGGAGGACAACAUCUAUCACCUGAAGAUGAAGUCUCCCGAGAUAUUUGAAGAGUGGGUGUCGAAGCUGCGUCACCACCGUGUGUUCCGGCAGAACGAGAUUUCCUCAUGUCCUCCUUCUUACCACUACCACACUCAUACCUUUUCCUCGCCCUCCCUCAACGACUCUCUAAGGAAGAGGGCGACUCUCCCCAAGCAAAUGUCCAUCCAUCAGGCCAAGGUCAGCUCUUGGCUUCACUCCUCAGAGGACAUGAACAAGUGUGCCAAAGACUUGGAAGAGUGUGAAGCCUACCUACAAGAACUCAACCUGCUGCUGAGUAGUAUGGCGGUCAUGCAUCGCACGUAUUCUUCCUCAUCUAUCGGCGGACUACAAAAAGAGAAGAGGACCAAGAAAUGGCGAUCCAAGCAUAGCAAAAAUAGCAAAGUAACUACACAGAUGCCUCAAAACAAUGCCUCCAAUCCUAAUCUCCCUACGAUGGAGGCCAACAGCCAAGAAGCAUGCCCGGCAUCUCCGGACUCUCCCGUUGAGGUUUCUCGUAUGCAAGACAACUUCAGCAGACUAGCAAACAACAUCCACAGCACCCUGAAAUCAGCCCAUAGUUCUCUGUCAGCAGAAAGGGAGAGAUUAAAGCAAACGAUUGAAAUGCAUGCUCCCCAACCCAUGCAGGUUACGGCCUUAAAGAGCGCCUAUGGCUCAGAUUGUCCAGAUGAAGGCCAUUCUCUGGUCCACCAGGCAUCAAAUGAAAGCAGAGCAUCAAUCCCCGAGUCGAUAUCAGAGUUCUACGAUGCGCAGGAAUACCUCCUCUCCUCGUCCUCCUCCGAGAAUGAGCUCUCCGACGAUGACUCGUAUAUCAGCGACGUGAGCGACAGCCUUUCCGUGGAGACCUGUAGCAACGGAGGGAGCAGACACAAUUCGGUGAGCAGCGUCGGAUCUGUGGUUCGCCGUCGCACCACUCUGCCUUCGCCCAGUCCCCCCAGCAGCGUGAGUCUGUGGAACAUCCUCAGGAACAACAUUGGCAAGGACUUGUCCAAGGUGGCCAUGCCGGUCCAGUUGAACGAGCCACUCAACACCCUGCAGAGGUUUUGCGAGGAGCUGGAGUACAGCGAGCUGCUGGACACAGCCAACAAGACCACCAACCCUUACCAGCGCAUGGUAUAUGUUGCUACAUUUGCCAUCACCGCAUACACUUCUUCCUACUACCGAGCUGGAAGCAAACCUUUCAACCCGGUCUUGGGAGAAACGUACGAGUGUGACAGACCCGACAAGGGCUUCAGGUUUCUCGGUGAACAGGUGAGCCAUCAUCCACCUGUGUCAGUAUGUCACGCUGAUUCAAAGAACUUUUCUUUUUGGCAAGAUGUUCGGUUGAAAAAUAAAUUUUGGGGCAAAUCCAUGGAAAUAGUUCCAGUUGGUACUACCCACGUCACACUGCCUUCCUUCGGGGACCAUUAUGAAUGGAACAAAGUGACAUCCUGCAUCCACAACAUCCUCAGUGGGCAGCGAUGGAUUGAACACUAUGGAGAGAUGACCAUCAAAAAUGUCAACAGUGACACUUGCGAGUGUAAAGUCACAUUUGUCAAGGCAAGCUCAUGGAGCUCCUCUGUCAAUGAGAUAGAGGCUGUGGUGACCGAUUCGAAUGGAAAAGUGGUACACUCCAUGUUUGGAAAAUGGCACGAGUCCAUUUUUCAGGGCGACCCGCCCUCUGCCACAUGCAUCUGGAGAGCAAAUCCCAUGCCAGUGGACCAGGACCAGUACUAUGGCUUCACUAAGUUUGCGGUGGAGUUAAACGAGUUGGAUCCCAUUCUAAAACCCCUACUGCCCCCUACAGAUACACGUUUCAGGCUGGACCAGAGGCUUUUGGAGGAGGGAAAUGUGGAAGGAGCUGAAGAACAGAAGCAGAGGAUAGAGCAUCUGCAGAGAGAGAGGAGGAAAGUGCUGGAGGAAAACGACAUGACACACCAACCGCGCUUCUUCAAGAAGUCGGAGAAUGACUCGUGGGUGAGCAACAACUCAUAUUGGGAGUUGCGCAGAGAUCCCGGCUUCACGAAAGUGGACUUCCCUGUGUUGUGGUGACGGCUUUUAUUUCCUUGAUAUGACCAUAAAGAGAGAAGCGGAAAACUGAAGUGAAACAGACCUCAGGCGAUCUUGUUCUGUGUCGUGGUCACCCAAAUCAGAAUGGACUUCCUGUGCCCUCUUUCAUGCACCAGCAGAAUCGUUUCUUGUUUUAGCAUCAUCUUUAUCUUUGUCUCACCUUAAUUGUGAUUUACACUGUUAGUGUAGACUCAAAUCAAAGUUUUAUGGAUCAACAUUUACCAAAGUGCCUUGGAUUGUAACCUAAAUAGAAAAAAAAGGACUGCUGCUUCAAAAUCGAUAAUAAAAAAUACUAAAGAUGGA
Molecule: messenger RNA, 2952 nt
Organism: Syngnathus acus (greater pipefish)
Lineage: Eukaryota; Metazoa; Chordata; Actinopteri; Syngnathiformes; Syngnathidae
Product: oxysterol-binding protein-related protein 3-like
Exons: 22
Coding region: 241-2631 (796 amino acids)
Cellular component (GO): cytosol; intracellular membrane-bounded organelle; perinuclear endoplasmic reticulum
Molecular function (GO): cholesterol binding
Source: RefSeq, a predicted model, not a curated record